Molecule: messenger RNA, 1853 nt
Organism: Equus quagga
Lineage: Eukaryota; Metazoa; Chordata; Mammalia; Perissodactyla; Equidae
Gene: GARIN4
Product: golgi associated RAB2 interactor family member 4
Exons: 1
Coding region: 93-1853 (586 amino acids)
Cellular component (GO): nucleus
Source: RefSeq, a predicted model, not a curated record
CACCGCUGGUCCCUCUUCGGCCAACGAGGCCAAGGAAGGAAAGGCCCAGAGACCUGCCUCACCAGCACUGCCUGUCAUGAUAAAAGACAGUCAUGACCAGUGAGUCACUGCUACCAUAUUACACGGCCCAGAGUGACUCCGGAGUGGGCAUGUUCAAUACCGCCAUGGGGAAACUGCAGCGACAACUGCACAAGGGAGAAUAUGACAUAUUCAGGUACGCACCCAUAUUUGAGAGCGACUUUAUUCAGAUCACCAGAAGGGGAGAAGUGAUCGAUGUGCACAACCGUGUCCGAAUGGUGACUGUGGGCAUUGCCUCCACCAGCCCCACCCUCCCACUACCAGACAUCAUGCUGCUGGCCCGACCAGCCACGGGCUGUGAAGAGCAUGCCGGGCGUGGCCAGGCCACCAAGGGAAAAAGCCGCAAGGCUACAAAGACCUUAGAGCUCACCAGGCUCCUUCCCUUGAAGUUUGUAAGGAUCUCCAUUCACGACCGUGAGAAACAACAGCUGCGCCUGAAGUUUGCCACUGGCCGUUCCUGCUACCUGCAGCUGUGUCCCCCUCUGGAUGCGCAGGAAGAACUCUUUGCCUAUUGGGAAAAGCUAAUUGGGCUCCUGCGACCACCGGGGGACAGUAACAGCCCUACCUGUGUCAUGCCAGGGGAGGACAUGAUAUGCAUGCAUGAGGAAGAGGACAGCAGGAGCCCGGCAGUGGUGGAUUUCCGAGGGAAAGGGGAUGAGGAGCAGGGCAGCAGCAUCAGGAGCCUCCAGGUAGUCUCGGAGGUGGCUGGGGCCACCUCUGCAGCUUUUGCUGGGGGAGAGAGUACCCAACAUGACUCCCACAGACUCACCACCGUGCCCGAUGUAGCCACAUCAAACACAAAACCUACGGAGCUUGACAAAGAGUCAGCAGCAGGGGCAAUGACAGAGGCAGCGGCAGCAGCAGAGAUGGCAGCAGGCACCACAGCAGGCGAUUUCAGCGUGGCAGUCACUAAGUCUGCUGCACCAGAACAGCUAGGCACAGCCACAGCAGCGGCAGCCACCAAGGGUCCAGAGGGAAGCAAAACCAGCAUAGCCAUGGCGGACGCCACCAACAUAUCCCCAAAGAGCAUUAAAAUGGCCUCGGCAGGUACUGCAAACAAGCCCUCUGAGGGUACUUCCAGCAUGUUCACUGGCGUCUCCCCAGAGGCCAGCACCAUGGUGGCAAUUGCAAGAGCAGAAUCAACCAGCAAGACUGCCAAGGAACCUCUCAUCGCAACCUUGCCAAGGGAAGACCCUGUGAGUGACCAGCCUGGAAGUCAACAGCCAGCAUCCCAGGCCAGUGAUGAAGCCCUCCAGGGAAGAAGGGAACACAGGGAGAGAAGGGAGAAUAGAGCAUCCAGGAAUUCCCGUCACCACAGGGCAGCUGAGAGCCGCCACAAGGCAGCGGCGGACAAGAUAACGCAAAAAUCAUCCAGCCGGUCCUUAGCCAGCCGUCGAGCCUCGAGAGAAGACAGAAUGGAAAAAGGCCGCAGCAGCCCGGGGCGCAGCAGGCGCGUCACCCCGCACAAAGGCAUCAGCCGGGCUCCCAUCACAAAGGAGUCUCACAAAUCAGGGAGGAACUUAUCUACAGCUAGUUCCGUUUCCGCAACCAAGAGACCCAGCAGGAUCAGCUCUUUCCUGAGGAAUGUCAAAGCCAAUCUUACUGCAAAAACAGUGGCCUCGCCACCCGACAAAGAUGUAAACAUCUUGACUGAGACCGUGGAGAGGAACAGCAUGGAGACCGUCAUAGAGACAGCAGAGAGUGGCCAGGGGCUGGAGAUCAUUGGUAGUGUGACAUCUGAGAUGGUUGAGACGGUGACAUUUGAAGCCCAUUAG